UCCACCUAUUCGAUCCCUUUAUCCCAGUAUUUCUCCUUGCCUCAUAGCUUACCUAAAUAUCCCAUGAAACAGACACCUCUUCUUCUCGACCACAAAUGUGGGCAGGGCCGAAGCUUUGCCAAGAUACAAACUUCCCCUUUACAAGUUGAAAGACAAUCUGCCAAUUACCAGCCAAGCUUCUGGAGUUACGAUUUUGUGCAGUCCUUAAACAGUGAUUAUGCGGAUCAACGAUACAAAGAUAAAGCAAAGAAGCUGGAAGAGGACGCGGGGAGUAUGAUUAAUAAUGAAAAUGCCGACUUAUUGGAAACACUUGAACUGAUUGAUGAUCUUCAACGAUUAGGUUUGGGAUACCGAUUUGAGAGGGACAUAACAAGAACCCUUGACAACUUUGCAUCUUCAAAAUUAUGUAAUGAAAGAAUAGAGAAGAGUCUCCAUGCUACUGCUCUAAGCUUUAGGCUCCUCAGACAGCAAGGCUAUCAGGUCUCUCAAGAUGUAUUUAACAGUUUCAAAGAUCACAGUGGCAAUUUCAAGGAAUGCCUUAGAAAGGAUGUCAAAGGAAUGUUGAGUUUAUAUGAAGCUUCUUAUCUUGCUUAUGAAGGAGAAAUCCUCUUGGAAGAGGCCAUGGCAUUCACAAGAAUGCAUCUCAAGGACCUCAAAGCAGAUGUGAGUAAAAGCAUGGCAGAACAAGUUAGUCAUACAUUGGAGGUUUCAUUGCACCGUGGAAUGCUAAGGCUAGAAGCUCGGUGGUAUAUUGAGGCAUACAAUAAGAGGGAAGAUGCAAAUUCACUUCUACAUGAACUUGCAAAGUUGGAUUUUAACAUAGUGCAGUCGGUGCUUCAAAGUGACCUUCAAGAUAUGUCAAGGUCUACACAUACCGAGUUCUCUUCGGAUGGUGCAGAAGCGGUCCUCUUGGAGUGGUUUCGUGAAGAUCUGGCCGGAACUCGCCCUGGGUUCCACCGGAAAUCGACUUGUCUCGCCGGAAAACAGCCUCCGCUCUACUGGACGACGCCGUCGGGUUCAACGGUCACGGGUCGUGAGUCACGGGUUUCUCGGAUCUCUCGGGUUUUCUUCGGGUUUGAUGGGUCGUUCGGGUUUCACGGCCCUUGCUCUGCUGGACGACGCUGUCAGCCCGCCGUCGACCCUCCGGAAAUCGGGCUUCCGGUCGACUAUCGGUGCUGA
Messenger RNA from Alnus glutinosa, 1179 nucleotides. RefSeq names its product isoprene synthase, chloroplastic-like. The transcript has 5 exons. The record is from RefSeq and is a predicted model, not a curated record. Gene Ontology annotation, molecular function: terpene synthase activity. The coding region runs from base 64 to 1179 and encodes 371 amino acids. Lineage: Eukaryota; Viridiplantae; Streptophyta; Magnoliopsida; Fagales; Betulaceae.